Messenger RNA from Zea mays, 1858 nucleotides. RefSeq lists its product as uncharacterized. The record is from RefSeq and is marked provisional. Lineage: Eukaryota; Viridiplantae; Streptophyta; Magnoliopsida; Poales; Poaceae. Gene Ontology annotation, biological process: regulation of transcription by RNA polymerase II. Gene Ontology annotation, molecular function: cyclin-dependent protein serine/threonine kinase regulator activity.
CUCAAUCUUGUUGAGAGUCGCCGGCGCCGGCGAUUCCUCCUCCACCGAUUCGCCCGGCGGGAGUCUCCGCAGGGCUCACCGGGACCGCGGGUCCACGAUGGCCGCCAACUUCUGGACGUCGUCGCACUGCAAGCAGCUGCUGGACCCCGAGGACGUGGACCUGGUGCCGGCGGCGGACCGGGAGCGAGGCAUCACGCCGGAAGAGUUCCGCCUCAUCAAGAUCCAUAUGUCGUUCCGUGAGCUCCUAUCCUCGCUAGUCUUUUCCUGACACCUUGCAUUAUCAUUUCCCGAUGUGAAUCAGCUUUAGAUUCUACACUGCUUCUGUAUUGUGCACUAAAAAAGAUCAUACCAAACUCUGAGCUGUUAGAUGUUGGAACUGCUAAUCUUUUAUGAUAUUAGACGCAUCAAAUGCAGACUGAUCUGAUGUUCAAACGAUUGCUGGUUUUCCACGACUGUGACAAGUAACUUGUGUAUAUGUAGUUAGACCCACGAGCAUCCUGCUAUGUGCCUUUAUAUCAUGGGUUUUUAUGUGACGCUAAGAUCAAACGUCUGCCUGCCAUUUCAGUUGAGAAAGAAAGAAAAAUACGAUGUUUUUCUUGUUUUCACCCUACUGAUUUCAAACAAACAAGUUCAUAGUCCUUGGUUGUGUUAUUGUGCCUUUUUGCAAUCCUUGCUUUUAUUAAUUCAGUGCAGUCUUAAUUCAUAGUAUUAGUGUAUCGCUAAAUUAGACUCCAUGUUUUUAAGGAAACCAAACACAUAGUUCAUUUUCAUACAUUUACAUCCAUCACAGUAUCUCACAUUUUCACAUUAUUGAUGUCCAUUUUGCAUUAGGACACCUGGUGUAUUUUUGAAUGCCUUAUCAAUACAAGCAUUUGAUGAUUUCAGAUAUCUGGAGGCUAGCACAGCAGGUUAAAGUUAGGCAAAGAGUUGUAGCUACAGCAAUAGCUUACUUCAGGCGUGUGUAUACAAGGAAGAGCAUGUCAGACUAUGAUCCUCGUUUGGUUGCACCUACUUGUUUGUAUUUGGCAUCUAAGGUGGAGGAGAGUACAGUGCAAGCCCGACUUCUUGUAUUUUAUAUAAAAAAGAUGUGUGGUUCCGAUGAUAAGUAUCGGUUUGAAAUUAAGGAUAUUCUUGAAAUGGAAAUGAAGCUCCUGGAAGCUCUCGACUAUUAUUUGGUUGUUUUCCAUCCAUAUCGUCCUCUCUUACAGUUGUUGCAGGAUGCUGGCAUAACAGACCUGACACAAUUUGCCUGGGGCCUUGUUAAUGAUACAUACAAGAUGGACCUUAUCCUCAUAUACCCUCCCUACAUGAUUGCACUGGCCUGCAUAUACAUAGCGAGUGUUUUGAAAGAUAAGGACACCACAGCAUGGUUUGAAGAGCUCCGUGUUGACAUGAACAUAGUAAGCAGUUCUAUUAUUGGUUUCCCGGCUAUUUAUUCUGUAUUGUUUUCUUCACCCAACUCUGUGACUUGCAAUUCCCAGGUUAAGAAUAUCUCUAUGGAAAUAUUAGACUUCUAUGACACCUACAAGAUUGAUCCUCAAAGGGGCAUCCCUGAGGAUAAGAUAAGCCCCGUGAUGAACAAGUUGCCGGCAAAGGCUUAACUCAGAUUUGGCGAGCUUAGGAGUUGUAAACUAGUAGUAAACUACAUCAUACUUCCACCAUGUGUGUACUCAGCCUGCACUGUCGCUUGAGACGUGUUGAUGAACUACUUGAUAGAUUCGAUGCAAAAACCCCAUGGAAUUGUUUGUGUAUGCUGCUGGAGUUUAUUCAAGUUAGUAGCAUCUGCAUCUAUUAACUAUUUAUUACGAUUGUUAUUCCAGGGUUCUUGACAUUAAUAUGAAAGGUGCUACUUUGUUUU